This is a messenger RNA of Euleptes europaea (tarantolino), 353 nucleotides long. RefSeq names its product LYR motif containing 4 (gene LYRM4). NCBI's taxonomy places the organism in Eukaryota, Metazoa, Chordata, Lepidosauria, Squamata, Sphaerodactylidae. Gene Ontology annotation, cellular component: mitochondrion; L-cysteine desulfurase complex. The coding region runs from base 1 to 270 and encodes 89 amino acids. The transcript is spliced from 3 exons. The record is from RefSeq and is a predicted model, not a curated record. Gene Ontology annotation, biological process: iron-sulfur cluster assembly.
AUGGCCGCGUCCGCACGGCCUCAGGUGCUGCGGCUCUACCGGGCCCUGCUGAGGGAGAGCGAGAAGUUCACCUCCUACGGAUACAGGACAUAUGCCAUCAGAAGAAUAAGAGAUGCCUUCAGAGAAAACAAAAACCUGAAGGAUUCAGCAGAAAUUGAAACACUGGUGAACAAUGCAAAAACAAAUCUGGAAAUGAUACACCGACAGGUCACCAUUGGACAACUCUAUUCAGCACAGAAGCUGGUUAUUGAGUGCCCAGAAAACCUCUAACCCAAAGGCUUGUUGUCCUGUAGCAGUUAUGGAUCAGCCUCAGUAUUCUGCAAUACGCACAGAUUUUUAUUUGAACAUAUUGU